UUAACAGGUUUUGAGUGAAAUUUUUUUAAAAGCGCGCGCAGUAGAACAAACUGGAGAAGAGGAAGGAAAGAGUUUUCAGAAAUGGAGGACAAAACAUGUGAAGCUCCUCCGAAAUUUGAAGGAUUUCCGUACAAACCAUACUCAAUCCAGAUUGAUUUCAUGAACGCCCUUUAUCACUCCCUCAACAAUGGCGGUGUUUCCAUGCUCGAAAGCCCCACUGGUAAAUGCACUCUCAAUUGCUUGUCUUGUUUACUAGGAACGGGGAAAACUUUAAGCUUGAUUUGUAGUGCACUGCAAUGGGUGAUUGAUAAGAAGCAACAACAGAAUUCUGAGAAAAGAGUUGAAUCUGAUCAGCAUUGUGGGAAGAAUGGCUCGGAUGAUGAGCCUGAUUGGAUGAGAAAUUUUGUAGUAAACAAAGACAAUCAGGGCGAAGACAAGAAGAUAAAGAAGAGUAAAACUCGGUUGAGAAUAGGGAAAAGCAAUUUCGGAAGGAACCACCAAGCAAGUUGUAGAGAUUUGUUGAGUGGGGAUGUGGAGAAAGAUUGUUCUAACAAGAAAGAGGGAAAUAAUGUUUCAAACAGUGCAAUGGAGUUGAGUGAUGAGGAAUUUUUGCUGGAGGAUUAUGAAAGCGAGGAAGAAGAUCUUGGUGACGGAAAGCCAAAGAGGAAAACUUUGGGUGUUUCUCUUAGUUCAUCUAGUGAGGAGGAGGGUGAAGAUGGUUCCGAUGGGGAGGAUUAUGAGCAAGAAGAUAAGCUGAAGGUUUAUUUUUGUAGCCGGACUCAUUCACAACUCUCACAAUUUAUAAAAGAGUUAAGGAAGACAGUGUUCACUGAUGAGAUGAAUGUGGUUUGUUUGGGCUCUAGAAAGAACUUCUGCAUUAAUGAAGAGGUUUUGAAGCUUGGAAACUCUACUCGGAUUAAUGAAAGGUGCUUGGAACUUCAAAAGAAGAAAAAUGAUAAAGUCUCCAAAAUGAAGAACUCAGGAGCAGGGGGGAGAAUAAGAAGAACUAAGGCGUCUUCUGGAUGCCCGAUGCUAAGGAAAUAUAAACUACAAAAGCAAUUUAGGAAUGAGAUAACUCAACAAGGUGCAAUGGAUAUUGAAGAUCUUGUUCACCUUGGUAGAAGCAUGAAGACUUGUCCAUAUUAUGGUUCUCGAAGCCUAGUCCCUGCAGCAGAUCUUAUUGUACUACCUUAUCAAUCUCUUUUAUCAAAAUCAUCUCGUGAAUCUCUUGGCCUGAAUUUGAAGAAUAACAUUGUUAUCGUGGAUGAGGCUCAUAAUUUAGCUGAUUCCCUCAUCAGCAUGUAUGACUCAAAAGUCACUUUGCCACAGUUGGAGAAUGUGCAACACCACUUAAAGAAGUACUUUGAAAGAUUUCACAAUCUUUUGGGACCUGGGAAUCGAAGAUAUAUUCAAACUCUAAUAGUCAUUUGCCGGGUUUUUCUCCAAACUCUGCACAAUGUGGAUGAUGCAAGUUAUACAGAUUCAUCACAAAAUAUUCCUAAGGCAUCUGAAGCAAAUCUUUCUUCUUAUUCAUCGAUGGCCAUUAAUGAUUUUUUAUUUUCUGUUAACAUAGAUAAUAUUAACUUGAUCAAGUUGCAUCAGUACUUAAAGGAAAGCAAUAUUAUGCACAAGGUCAGUGCAUAUGGAGAUCGAGUAUCUAGCCUGCAAAAUAGUUUGGCACCUAAAGGGACUGUUGGAUAUUGUGAUGAUGGAAGCACUCUGUCCAGUUUCAGGGCAUUAGCUGAUAUGCUGCUAUCCCUGACAAACAAGGAUGGUGAUGGAAGGAUUAUCGUAUCAAGGGAAAGGCCAGCAUGCUCCCAACAAGGAGGGUAUUUAAAAUAUGUCAUGCUUACUGGGGAAAAGAUUUUCUCUGAGAUUUUGGAUCAAGCACACGCUGUGAUUCUGGCUGGGGGAACUCUGCAACCUAUAGAAGAAACAAGGGAGCGACUUUUCCCAUCAUUGUCGCCUGAGAAAUUUCAGUUUUUCUCAUGUAGUCACAUUGUCCCUCCAGAGAGCAUUUUGCCAGUUGCUGUUUCUCGUGGCCCUUCUGGUCAGUCUUUUGAUUUUAGCUACAACUCCAGAAGCUCCUCUAAAAUGAUACAGGAGCUUGGGCUUUUGCUUUGCAAUUUGACGUCGGUGGUUCCUGAAGGAAUUGUUGUGUUCUUCUCCUCAUUUGAUUACGAAGGACUGGUUUACGGUGCCUGGAAGGCUUCGGGCAUCCUUGAGCGGAUUUUGAAGAAAAAGCGGGUAUUUAGAGAACCUAGAAAAAAUACAGAGGUGGAAUCUGUUCUCAUGGAAUACAAGGAAACAAUUGAUACAUUAUCAACUGGGAGUCUGAAAGAUAAUCCAACUCAAACUGGUGCAAUACUUUUUGCUGUUGUUGGUGGUAAGAUAUCAGAAGGAAUCAACUUAAGUGAUGGCAUGGGUCGAUGUGUAGUCAUGGUUGGACUUCCCUACCCUAGUCCAUCAGAUUUUGAGUUGAUGGAGAGGGUGAAGUUUAUUGAAGGACUGGGUAAUACAAAUUCCGUGAAAGCUUCAGAUAUUUUGGUCAGUGAUGAAAACAACAUUAGUGGAGAUGUAAAGGCUGGGUUUGACAUUCUCAGAAGUUGCAGGCGCAGAGGAAAAGAUUACUACGAGAAUCUUUGCAUGAAAGCUGUAAAUCAGUCAAUUGGUAGAGCAAUUCGACAUAUAAAUGAUUAUGCAGCCAUUUUGCUGGUUGAUACGCGGUAUGCAUACACAUCCGAUUCCUCGAAAAGAAGCUUUUCACACCCAACUAGCAAGCUCCCUGAAUGGAUAAAGGGUCGUCUGGUUUCAUCAGAUAAUUAUGGUGACGUCCAUCGGAUGCUGCAUCAGUUCUUCAAAUUUAACAAGAAUCAUGUUAGACCUUAGUUUAUAGCUAUAAUGGUAGAUAAUAACAUGCCUUGAUCGAGUAAUUCAAUAUCAACUUCGCUGUUCAUCAUCCCGUGAGUGCCAACAUGAGGUCUAAUCAUUUUUGUAUAAAAUAGACUUAAAAAGUGUUAAUUUUCUAUAACGUCACAUUUGUGUGUAAAGUUAUAGGGUUAGUUUAUCGAAUAAACUAGGUAACAAUAUCGCAUUUCGAGCAUUUCGAGCAACUGUUCAAAUAUUUAUAUAUAUUUAUUUUUCAGAGAUAUUAUAUAUUAUUUAGAUUUUAUGGAGUUAUAUCUUUUAUUAAUUUUA
This is a messenger RNA of Cannabis sativa, 3198 nucleotides long. RefSeq lists its product as uncharacterized. Gene Ontology annotation, molecular function: ATP binding; DNA binding; DNA helicase activity. Lineage: Eukaryota; Viridiplantae; Streptophyta; Magnoliopsida; Rosales; Cannabaceae. The record is from RefSeq and is a predicted model, not a curated record. Gene Ontology annotation, biological process: nucleobase-containing compound metabolic process; establishment of sister chromatid cohesion. Bases 82 to 2889 code for a protein of 935 amino acids. The transcript is spliced from 9 exons. Gene Ontology annotation, cellular component: nucleus.